Molecule: messenger RNA, 1181 nt
Organism: Trichoderma harzianum CBS 226.95
Lineage: Eukaryota; Fungi; Ascomycota; Sordariomycetes; Hypocreales; Hypocreaceae
Exons: 2
Coding region: 93-869 (258 amino acids)
Molecular function (GO): zinc ion binding; nucleic acid binding
Source: RefSeq, a predicted model, not a curated record
CAGACAGAUUGUCUGCAACACGACUCGCCUCGCAGAAAGAAGCAUAACUGGUCGCUAGCUUUUGGACAAUUGCCAUAGGGCUUCUUCAUAAGAUGGCUUCAGAAACACCUAAAGGAGUCUCUUCGAGGCUCCUAACGAUGAAGUUUAUGCAACGAGCUGUUGCGUCGGCUUCGUCUUCGUCGCCACAAUCAGACGACAGCUCCCAGAACUCCAAAAAACGAAAGCUUAGACAUUCAGCGGCCACAGCUGCAGAAGAACGAGUUAGCGCGUUGAUAGAUCAGGCAUCAAUCAAAGCAGCUCUCGAAGACCAGGAGGCAAAACGACAGGCAGCGCUGGCCCAACACACUGCGACCGGCGCGCAUUGGGUUUUGAACACAAAGCUGGAUAAAUUGAAUGCUUGCAGACCUUCAGAACCCGCCCUAAACGUCAUUUAUGUCGGUUACGGAGAUAUCGAUUCAUCUGACGAGUCUGGUGGCGAAGACGCUCCUCAGAUUGGACGGACCUCGACACGGAAACCCAAGGUAGAAGAGAAUCAGAAACCUAGCUCUGGCAAAGACGAUCGGCCAGAUGAGGAAUCAUCUAGCGACGAUGACGACGAUGACGAUUCAGCCCCGAAGCGCAAGAGUAGACGUUUAGAUACUGGAGACAGCUCAAGUCGUUCCCAGUCGCGGUCAAGACCUCGUUUCAGCGAUGAAUCUAAAAAGGCUAAAGACUUCCGUGAGAAGCGAAAGAAGAAGGAGGUUCGAUUGAACAACAUCUCUUCUAUAUCUGCUGGCGGCGGCGGCAGCCAAGCUCCAAUCAACUGCUAUGUCUGCAAACAGCCUGGGCACAAAGCAGCCAAUUGUCCCAAGGGGGCUUCCAGGAGGUGAUGAACAAACCUGCCCUUUUGGCCCCAUAUUGGUGAGAACGACUGUGUUCCCAUUUAUUGCUUAUACGCAUUCUGUCCCCAUAGGGAUACGUAAUUUUCAUGAAUGCAGAGGCCAGCCUCUCAGAUUUAUACCCGAACAGCUCAUAGACAAAUGCUUGCUUCAGAUUAGCUUGCACGUUUUCAUUUAUCUCUUCAUAUUAGAAGCUCUGGUCUGUCGAACAGACACAACGCCGCCAUAUGGAUGCGGCAAACAAACAAUAUACAAAUUUAGCUAUGGGUAGCUUCCCGCCCAUGCAGCAUACAUCAUAUUGCU